Raphanus sativus (radish) is the source of this 835-nucleotide messenger RNA. RefSeq lists its product as uncharacterized. The coding region runs from base 120 to 698 and encodes 192 amino acids. Gene Ontology annotation, molecular function: zinc ion binding. Lineage: Eukaryota; Viridiplantae; Streptophyta; Magnoliopsida; Brassicales; Brassicaceae. The record is from RefSeq and is a predicted model, not a curated record. The transcript is spliced from 5 exons.
ACUAUUAAUAAUAGAGUCCUUGGUUAGUAACUUGAACCUCUUGUCUGCUCUCGUAAAGAUCCGUGCUUGAAAUCUCCCCGUCCUCUUCAUCUGAUCUCUUUUUUCUUUUGAAAUUGAAGAUGGCUGAGAACGGAGAAAUCAGCAUCGUAUGCAGCCACUGUGAGAGAGACAUUCCAUCAUCAAACAUCGAUUUGCAUCGUGUACAUUGUGCUCGGAAUCUAGAAAAAUGUAACAUCUGUGGUGAUAUGGUUCCCAAAAAACAUGCCGAGGAACACUUGUUGAACACACAUGCUCCGGUACCAUGCUCGAUGUGCAAAGAGACCAUAGAACGUGACGUUUACGAUAGUCAUAUAGGAGAAACUUGCCCCAAGAGGACUGUAGCAUGCGAGUUCUGUGAUUUUCCCUUGCCUGCACUUGAUCUCCCUGAUCAUCAGGAAGUAUGUGGCAACCGCACGGAGCUCUGUUAUCAAUGCAACAGCUACGUUAGAUUGCGAGAAACAUUUAACCAUGUCACCAAAUGCCCUGGUUCUUCUGAAUCAUCAUCCAGAAGGAACACAAGAGCAGGAGCACAAGGAGAUGGAAACGGGAGGAGGCGGAGAGAUGUGAACGGUGUUGCUAACAAAAGGCUUUUCUUCACUGUAGCAGUAACGGGAAUAGCUGUCUUAAUGGGAUCUCUCUUCUUCCAGAGGAAGCCUUAGGAUGAGACAUAGCUCCUGUGUUAGUUCUGUAAAUUUGCGCAAAAAUACUUCAGAGAGAUUCUACAUUUUAAUGCUUACUGAGACAGAGACUUGUCCCCCCGCAGAAGAUUUGAUGAUUACCAUGACACUUUCUUUUA